Molecule: messenger RNA, 432 nt
Organism: Diatraea saccharalis (sugarcane borer)
Lineage: Eukaryota; Metazoa; Arthropoda; Insecta; Lepidoptera; Crambidae
Source: the annotation of a GenBank genome assembly
AUGAUUUGGUUUGAUAUAAAUAUUGACACACUUUGGCUUGACUUCCGCAGUCUGAGGUGUGCGUCGGCACUUAGCAAAGUUGCGAUGUAUGAAAGCAGUUGUUCGUACGCUGGUGCCCUUGAACUGAAACGGAGUGCCUUAAAAGAAGAGCCUUGGCCAACAACAGAAUGGCCACCGUAUCGUCUACACCAGUCCACUUUCGAGCAACUAAAGCAGAGCGUCGAAAAAGCGAAGGCAGCGCUCCAAGAUCGCUCAGGACUGCUCGGCUCGGCAACAGCGUUCGGUGACUUCUAUGGUGGCCAGCUGGGCCAGGAAGCUACUGGUACAGCGUUAGGAUUCGGCCGAACGAGGACAGAUGAGUCAAUGUUAGGCUCGCUCGACAAAGGAAAAUCUUUGGGCUAUAAAUUAAAUGUGGUUUCUGAAUUUGAGUAA